CAUGCUGAGUGUGUGGACUUCAUCCGUCGCUACAACCUCCCUCUCCUGCUCCUCGGAGGAGGUGGCUACACCAUCAGGAACGUGGCCCGCUGCUGGACCUACGAGACUGCCGUCGCUCUCAACUGUGACAUCGCCAAUGGUACUCUCCAUUCAGUACACGUCUAA
Molecule: messenger RNA, 165 nt
Organism: Geodia barretti
Lineage: Eukaryota; Metazoa; Porifera; Demospongiae; Tetractinellida; Geodiidae
Source: the annotation of a GenBank genome assembly